This is a messenger RNA of Astyanax mexicanus (Mexican tetra), 5733 nucleotides long. RefSeq names its product zinc finger protein 750. Lineage: Eukaryota; Metazoa; Chordata; Actinopteri; Characiformes; Acestrorhamphidae. Gene Ontology annotation, molecular function: DNA-binding transcription activator activity, RNA polymerase II-specific; promoter-specific chromatin binding; RNA polymerase II cis-regulatory region sequence-specific DNA binding. The coding region runs from base 455 to 2494 and encodes 679 amino acids. Gene Ontology annotation, cellular component: nucleus. The record is from RefSeq and is a predicted model, not a curated record. The transcript has 3 exons. Gene Ontology annotation, biological process: positive regulation of transcription by RNA polymerase II; epidermis development.
UCGCCCCAGGGCUCUCCAAACUCAACCUAAGCCACGCCCCCUUUCAACAGGUACACACACCCACACACAUGUGCAACUUUUAGGUAGACAGAGCUGGUUGUGCCGGUUGAGAGAGAGAGAGAGAGAGAGAGAGAGAGAGAGAGAGAGGGAGGACAGGUGAGCUGAUCAUAGUGAUUACUGCACAGGUAACAAACAGAUACAUCCUCAUGUUCUCUAAAGAACUGGACUAUUUAAGGAUAUAAAGAGCUUUAAGAACCUGCAGGAACCCGAGGUGAUCUCAGGAUAUCUCCCAGACUCGUCCUCAGAACUCCUCAGAAGGUGAUUUUUUGGGAUAUCUCAUGUUCAUCAAAGGUACUGAGACCCCAUCCAAGAACAUUCCAGCAUUUCCUAGAAGAACAAACCAGCCAGUGGUCCAGAUCUGCACAUCUUGCUUUCAAGGAAUUUGAUCACAGUUAUGAGCACUUCCACCAAAGACCGGAAGCCCAAGAAACCCCAUUACAUCCCUCGUCCCCCCGGGAAACCCUUCAAGUACCACUGCUUCCAGUGUCCCUUCACCUGCAAUGAGAAAUCCCACCUGUUCAACCAUAUGAAGUACAACCUGUGCAAGAACUCCCUUUCAUUAGUGUCCAAGAAAGACAACAAUCCCAACAAUACCAACGCCAACGCUGACACCAUGGAAAUUAACACGGCUAUAGUGACUACAGAAGCAACCAUGGAGGAAAAUGUUCCAGUGCAAGAAGUCUCCAAGGUUCUCCAGACAGGAAAUGACCAACUAAGGAACAUUCCUGAAAAGGAAAGCAUGCCUACCAAUGAAGAAACCUCAAAAAUGCUUCUAGAGGCUUCAGAACCUGAAUCAUCGCCCAAUGAUAGUGGAGAACAAUGCAGUUCUUCAGAGAAGGAAAGACAAUUUCUGCAUUCGUCUGCCUUUUCCCCAAUUUAUUCCUCUCCAGAAACCAUCAAAUCAUCCAAAGAUAAUCCAGAAAAGACCUUUUCAAGUCCUGUUCCUCAUUUAUACAACCCAAUUCCCAUUCGAAAACCUCCUCAAUCGUUCUUUUCUGGUCCUGAAACUGUUGAGGACAUCUCCAAUCUCCAAAAGCCAACAGAAGCUACAGGACCUUUGUAUCAAGGUCUUGAGUACUCUUCUUACAGCUUUUCGCCUCAAGUCUACCCAAUCCAUCCCUCGUUCUCGCCUUAUAUCCUUCCUGGGAGUUUCUGCAACUACAACCCCUUCCCUUCUUCAUCACAGAUACCUCCAUACGUUCUGGACUCUCAAAGACUCCAUCCCCUAUUUCCAGGGCAGGUGAUGCCCAUCCACCCGUAUCCUUCAUAUCCAACCAUGGACCACUAUUACAGAUCCUGCCAUUCUACACCAUUUCUAAGCUACAGCAUGACCUCGGCUCCUUACCCUGCGAUGGACCACUCGAUUUUGGGUACAAGACCUUCAAGACCUGAUGGUUUCCAAAGCUCAAAUCCAUAUCUAGAUCCAUACAUGAUGGCCCAAAGAGCUAUGCAUCAACAUCACCUGCAGGAACACUCGGUAGGAGCCGGCGUUGGAGUGGACCAACCAAUCAAAGAAGCCCUGAUGAGCCCCAGAGUUGGAUGCUCAGCAGCUGGUUCUCCAGACAGGCCGAGUGCAAUCAAUCACAACCAGAAGGACCAGAAGAACCAGAACUUCAAUAACUUCCAGAAGCCAAGCAACAGAAGCGCAAUGGUGGUCCAACAAAGCCAGUCAGGAGAAAGUGCUGCUACUACAGAUUCUUCUGAAGAUGUACCAGGACAAGACAACUCUACAACACACCUCAGCACCAGUCCAACACCAAAGUCUGCAGAAGAUUCAGCCCCUCUGAACCUUUCUAAGAAGGAACGAAGUCCAGAAACGACACCUAGCCAUCUGGAGAUCCCUCUGAACCUCUCUCUGAAGCCUUUAUCCAGCAGACCUCCCUCAGAAACCCAGUUCCAGAGUCCUCCACCAAUGCAGGAAGACACCCAGAGAAUUACAGAUACUGUUGCUCCAGAAGAUCAAGAGGAACAGACCAUAGAUGAGCAGAAACAGACAGCUGCCUUUGCACUAUGUCAGUUGGCACAGUGUGAUCCAUUAACUGAAAUGCGAAGUUUAGAAGUAAAUCCACAUUUUAGCAAAAACUCGAAUUCUAGUGUUGAUGACGAUCUCGCAAAAGAUCAAACCAUCUCCACUCCACCUACAAGCCCAAGAGAAACUUCAACCCACAGACAAAUUUCAACCACAGAAAUGGACAAAACUGCUUUGGACAUCUCUGAAACUAUAAAAAAUAAUUCUUCUGAAAUUUCUAGACCUGAAUCUACCUUGGACGCCAACUGCUCAGAACCUUGUGCUGAAGAUGCAACAGUAAUAUCUUCCAAAGAUAAGGUGGAUCAUCGGUUAAAAGAGGCAGAAAGAGGUCAAACACCAAAUGUGAAGAGAAAAAGAGACCCAGCUCCUAGUAAACGGAUUUUGAGGAAAAGACGUCGCUUUUGAUGGAAUUUAACGUUUAAAUCAAUCUUCUGACUGUUCGAGACCAUCAGGAAGAUCUUGAAGGGAUGCUACAUCAUGGUGCUUAGUUGGUGCUAGGAUCUUAAAGAUGCUUUUACACCUGAAAGUCUGGACCAAACUUAGUCUUGAUGAAAUAAGAUUCAUGGUUUUGUUCCAGUCUUUACUCUACAUUUAAUCCAGUUAGUUCUGGAUUCACACUGUGGUUCAGAAAGUAGUAAAGAACGUUACUGUGUCCUGCUGUCAUCAACUACAGUACAUAGGAUGCAUCUCUUUUUAUAAGUGAUAUUAAAUGCUCCCUGUAACUGGGUUCACUGCAAAAUAUCCAAUACCAAAAACUGGACUAAAUAUAUGUAAAUUAAGUCAUAUAUGCUUAUAUUAAGCAAAAAAAAUGUUUUAAGUAAAUUCAUCAUUUUUUUCAGCGUAGGCUGGUGUUGAGGUGAGGUACAAAAAAUGGUACCACUUUAAAAAAAAUGCUACCUUUAUAAAUGGUUUAUAAAUGGUUUAGUUUAUUAAUUUUUACUAAUUAGGUUGUAAAUGCCUUUAAAAUCAUUAAUAAUCAGUUAUAACACAUACGUAGAAAUGUACGUAGACCUGUUGUUUGCCAAAUAGUGAACCAACAGCCACAUAACUGAUUAUUAAUUAUUUUUAACACAUUUACAACCUAAUUAGUAACCAUUCAUAAACUGAUUGUAAACCAUUUAUAAGCCCUUUAUAAAGGUAGUCUUAUUUUAAAGUGGUACCCAAAAAAUUAAUUCCUCCUAGGCACACUAGAUAUAGAUGCCAUGCUUAGGUGGUAUUCCUUUUAUUGUAACCAAAAAUUUUAGGUAAAAAAUUGAACUUUAAUGUAUUUUACAAUUAAAAACAGUCCAGUGUAACCACAUGUUUUUUUUUUUUGCUUUUAAAUAAAUUCAAAUUCACCCAAAAUAAAACAGUUUCUUAAUGUUAAACAGUUUAAUAAAUAAAUAAAUGUUUAAUAAAUUCUUCUGUAGAAGUAAGAAAGCUUUUUACUCUUUAGAUAAACGUGUUUAAAGUAAAAGUACUGGAUUCAAAACUACUUCAAAUAUAAAAGUAAAAGUAAUGUAAGGGGAAAAAAAAACAAAAAAAAAAACAUUAAGAACAAAAGCUUAGGCCACGCCCACAGAGUCCUAUAGUGCACCCCCCCCCCUUCCUCCCCAAAAUACAUUUUUCUAAAAGCUAUAAUGACUAUAAUGUUAAAAUAUUAAAAUGUUAAUAAUAUAAUGUGGGAUUCUGCACUAGGCUGUUCCCUAGUGUUUCAGCUGCAUAUAUGCUGAUUGUAAAUGAAUGUAUUUUAGUAGAAUGUAAAUAUAUUGUGUGAAAAUGCACUGGGUGGUUUUCUGUAUAAACACACAGAUUAGCAGGUGCACCUGAAACCUGCAUAGAGCAGGUUCAGACUUGCUGAAGUGUGAAACCGUUGAGUUUCUGCCUCAGUCUCACUCUAACUGUCUCACUCUCAUCCAAACAAUGAGUUCAGUCACUGCAGAGAGAAGAUUACAUCAGCCUCCUUUCCUCAAUAUAUCAUUAUCUCAUAGACAGACAGUCGAGAAAACAAGAACAUACCUUCUCUAAAAGUGUUUACAUCAUUUCCUCUCACCAUUUUAAUCUAAAACAAAUUAAUAUACUAUAGAAAUAUACUGUAUUAAUGAAGAGAUCACUUCAGUUUCUGAAUCAGUUUCUCUGAUUUUGCUAUUUAUAGGUUUAUGUUUGAGUAAAAUGAACAUUGUUGUUUUAUUCUAUAAACUACAAACAACAUUUCUCCCAAAUUCCAAAUAAAAUAUUUUAUUCAUUUAGAGCAUUUAUGUGUCUGAAAUAACAAAUAAAAAAAGAUGCAGAGCUUUCAGACCUCAAACAAUGCAAAAAGAAAACAAGUUCAUAUUCAUAAAGUUUUAAGAGUUCAGAAAUAAUCAAUAUUUGGUGGAAUAACCCUGGUGGUUUUUAAUCACAGUUUUUUUCAUGCAUCUUGGCAUCAUGUUCUCUUCCUCCACCAGUCUUACACACUGCUUUUGGAUAACUUUAUGCUGCUUUACUCCUGGUGUAAAAAUUCAAGCAGUUCAGUUUGGUGGUUUGAUGGUUUGUGAUCAUCCAUCUUCCUCUUGAUUAUAUUCCAGAGGUUUUUAAUUUGGUAAAAUAAAAAAAACUCAUCAUUUUUAAGUGCUCUCUUAUUUUUUUAUAGAUCUGUAGGCUAAAGUAUCCAGCAAUGGGUCAUUAAAAGGCAUUUAAAAACAGUGCUGUCCGUGUUUUUUAAUAUAUUUGUUUUGAAUUUGUUCAAAAGACAUUCAUGUAAAGACUUAUAGACAUAUAUUGGAAAAAAAACAUUCUAUGAAUGUCAUGUGUAUUAGGCUCAACAAACAUAUUCAUAACAUAUUAAAUCACGAAUGCAUUCAUAAUGCCUCAUAAACAUGUGUAUAACUAGUUAUACAAAUGUAUAACACAUUAUAGCUAUGUUUACUGUGCAUUUUGAUUUAGUCUGAAUAUCAUAUAUUUAUCACUAUUGUUAAUACUGUAUAACCCCAUGGUGUACAUAAUAUAUUACAAAUGUAUUUGUUGAGGCUCUUAUUCAAAACAACUGAUGAUGCAACAUGAUUACAAUUCAUAAUGCACAAUAAACAUGACUAUAAUGUAUAAGCAUGUUUAUAAUGCUUUAUAAAUGAGUAAUAAGGUGUUAGUAGUAUGUUUAUAGAGUCUAAUAGACACAGCAUUCAUAGAAAGUGUUAACCAUUUUUUAACUACUUUAAAAAAUAAAGAAAAACAGAAAAAAUAACUUUUUUAAAUGUAUUUUUAACAGUGUAAUGAUUAAGGGGGUGUUUUGAACUGUGCAAUUAUUUUUUUUAACUUAAUAUUAGUUUUAAAUACUAGUAUAAAAGGCUAUUACUCACUUUGAGUGCAAAAAUAAUCAUUUUUUCUAAAAGAAAUGUAUGUAAAAUAAAUGUAAAAUUUGAAAAAAAAAAAAAAAAAGAAUCCUAUACAAACCAAAUACAAAGAAUUACUGGAUAUGGAGCGAGGUCUGAUAGUAGGUGCCAUAUGGACGGGACAUUAAAUUUUCAAAAUUUUAACGUAUUUAUCAUUCUUCUAUCCAUCCAACAUCCUUAUAUCACUAACGCCGACUCUUUAAAACUCAAUACAAUCAAAUCCUCACAGCAAUGCUGCUCAAAAAUCAAGUAGAAAUCCUUUUUAUCUGAAGAGUAAAGCAGGAUAAACUCUUUUUA